UUUAUUUUACAUUUGUGUUACAGAUGGCGUUUCUGCAAAAUCGCUCAAUAUCGCUGGUGGACAUGUACAUUGACAAUUCAGAACCUUCAGAGAAUGUAGGACAAAUACAUUUUUCUUUGGAAUAUGAUUUUCAAAAUACAACGCUCAUAUUGAGAAUUAUACAGGGUAAAGACCUGCCAGCAAAGGAUCUGAGCGGCACGUCAGAUCCGUAUGUAAGGGUAACCCUGUUACCAGACAAAAAACACCGACUGGAAACAAAGAUAAAGAGGCGUACGCUGAACCCCAGAUGGAAUGAAACCUUCUACUUCGAAGGUUUCCCUAUACAGAAGCUGCAGUCCAGGGUGCUCCACCUGCACGUCUUCGAUUAUGACAGAUUCAGCAGGGAUGAUUCCAUUGGGGAGGUCUUCCUGCCAUUAUGUCAGGUGGACCUAAGUGAAAAGCCAUCAUUUUGGAAGGCACUGAAGCCUCCUGCAAAGGACAAGUGUGGAGAGCUGCUCACAUCACUCUGUUACCACCCUAGCAACAGUAUCUUAACGUUAACCCUGCUCAAAGCACGUAACCUCAAGGCGAAAGACAUUAACGGAAAAUCAGAUCCAUACGUGAAAGUGUGGCUACAAUUCGGCGACAAAAGGAUCGAGAAAAGGAAAACAGCAGUGUUCAAGUGUACGCUGAACCCCGUCUUCAACGACUCAUUCCAAUUCAACGUGCCCUGGGAGAAAAUUCGAGAAUGCUCCCUUGACGUUAUGGUCAUGGAUUUUGACAAUAUCGGCAGGAACGAGCUCAUAGGCAGGAUCCUGCUUGCCGGUAAAAAUGGUUCCGGUGCAUCAGAAACGAAGCACUGGCAAGACAUGAUAACGAAGCCAAGACAGACCAUAGUACAAUGGCAUAGACUCAAACCCGAGUAGAAGCACCAACCCAUCUAUAUCUACGAUAAAAGUUUUAACAAAAAUAUACUUCCGAUCACAUAUUAUCUAUAUAUUAUAUAUAUUUUUUACUCCGUUGUUUCCAUUUCUUUCUGGAUCUUAAACAUAGACAAUAAUUUUAAGCUGUAUCUUAACAUUUCUUAUCUAGAUUUCUUUGAACUAAUUUAGUACUACUUCUAUUACCUGAUCGCCUUAUGCGCUAAACUGAUAAACUUUCGUCUUUUUACAUCACGAGGAUUUGAGCUAUUAAUAACGGCAGCAGUUAGUAUAUGGUUUUUGAUUGAAAUACAUGCACAAACAAAAAAUUAAUCAGAUAAUAUUUUAAAACUGAUUUCAUUCUUAUUCACAAUAUUUUGCAAACUGUACUUCAAAUUUAGUCCAAUAACAUUCAAAAGCCCUAGAGUGUUAACUUUGCCAGCAUUCUGCAUAAAAUUUAACGAAUGGAAAAUAAAAAUUUGUCAGUUGCUCGGGUAUUCGAAAUUGUAAAUACUGACCAAGUGUCGCACAAAAUGCAGCAUCAUAUCUAAGAGCUGUUGAGGAGAACUCGUAUGUAAAAAAGAAGGUUUAUUUGUCCAUACUUUCGCAUAACGAAAAAAUGUAAGAUCAUGCAUGAACAUUGCACUUUUUGACAUAUUCCUCUUAAUAAUCAGCAUCUCUUUAUAUAAGCUUCAAGAUUAUUGAGUCACAAUACGAGAAUGUUAUUAGCCGGUGGAAGAAAAUGAAUAUUUCACAUCAUAGCCUUGAGCUAUGCUUAAAAAUAGAUGGUACUCAGAAAAAUGACCCUUUGAUCAGCUGAAAUUAUAUUGGCAUAGAACAACGGCUCUCCAAGAAGAAGCUAUAAAGUCUAUCGAUGAUUUACCUACUUCAUAUCAUUCUAAUACAAAGGAGACGGAAAUCAUCAUGAAGUAGACUAUACUAAAGUCACCACGGAUACCAUAAUGAUGAUAUGAUCGUUCGUAAGCCAUUUUUUGGUGGUCGCAAAUACAGCCACGACGAAUAAUGCAUUUUCCUUGCAUAAGCUUUUAGGAUGGUGAAGGAGCAUACCAGUUUUCCUUUGAAACAUACUAUCUAUUAGGCUGGCUCGCCCACCAUAUUUGAUAGAACCACUAAUUUCUGAAAAUUUAAAUUUAAUGUUUCUAACUGCAAGGCCUUCUAGAUAAAAUUUCAGUCACAUCAGAUUUGGAUUCACGUAAAUUGACUUGAUACUAGGCCAUCAAUAUAAAUACGUAAGAUCGGUAAUAUUUACGACUAUGCCAAAAGACUUAAGCAAAUUUUCCAUAAAACUAAGCAGUUCCAGUAAAAACCGAUUAACUGCAUUUAUUCUGUGAUGGGAGAUGCCGCGAAACCAUUAAACAACGUGCAAGUGAAUUAGUUUUAAAAGAUCCCACAAUUCUUACUAAACGAAACUGUAAUUUGGUAAAAUAAUACUUUGAUUCAUCUGAAUGAUUUUUGAUCAUCACUUGAAUGUUUAUGCUCUCAUUAUUUAUUUUUCGACCUACAGAGAACCUACGUCAUUUUGAUUCUGUCUCCAGAUAAUGAUAGUUUAUGAUUUUUAUAAAAACUGUACAAUUAGAGGUCUUGAUCCAUGGCUUAAAUAGCUUGACAGAUAUAAUAGAGUUCAUGUUAUAGAAUUGUUCUAUACGCAGCUACAUAUCUAUAUAUCUCCUAUUUCGUAUCACAUGUUGGUAAUCUUCCUCGACCUGUCAGAAAGUAUAUGUCGAAUGUCGCUACAAAACUGUUAUUAUCUAUUUGAAACUUACUUUUAGGAUGACGCUAUUUUCGUUAUAUAUUUGAAUUUCCUUACAAAAAAAUAUACAUAUAUUUUCUAUGGAGAGGUAUUUUUUUAAUCUGUAAAUCACAUUAAAUUCGGGUCAGAUGAAUUUAUACCUGUAUAUUAUAAAAUACCUGAAAACCAGAUAGCGCUUUCACAAAGCUAAAACUAUAUAGAAAAGAACUGCAAAAAUAUCUCUAUAAGAUGAGAAUAUUUUUUGUGAUACCUUAUAGUAACGUUGAAACAUAUUGUUAUCGUAAAUGUGAAUAUUAAUAUUAGAAUAGCAUAAGGUUAAAACGCGUGUUCUAUGCUAGAUGAGAAUUGCUAUAGUGACAGCAAAUUUAAAACUGCUGCAGAUCGAUGACGCAUGGGAUUUUUGUUUAUGGAAAAUGGCUUUUGUCCAGAGAUCAUAAGUUUGAAGUAAUAAGCGUUGCGACCAUACCCAUAGUAAUAUUAAAUACUGGAAAGAUUAUCAAAAUUGGAGAUCUUGGACUUUUAGAGAUCAAUCAAGUACCAAGAUGAACAAAGGUUGAUGGAAUUUUAAAAACAUAUUUAUGAUCACAUAUGUUUAAAUACAAAAAUUUCUUGAAUUUAGUAAAAAAAUUUGGUUUAUUGUCAGUGCUAGAAUAACUAUACAAAGAGUAUCGGAAUCGGGUUCUUCAUGCCUCACUGCAGAAUAAUGAUAUUAUGAUCGAUGGUUUCAACUACUUGAUAUAUCGUCAAAUAAAAACUAAGUAGCUACCAUAAGCCCUCGAUUAUACUUACAUUAUAAUGCAAUGGUUUGGUAGCAGUCUAACUUUGAAAUUCUAAGUUUGACAUGCGUGAACUGAGGAUCGAUGGACAUUUUUGUUCUUAUUCGCAUCAAGAUCAGCCUGAGAGAAUUUACAAGUUUUUUGCACUACCUUUUGUCUUAGACAGACUCAUCUUUGGGGAAGCAUGCUUUAAGGAUUUUUGGUUCUGGAUGAGUUGAAAAGGAGGAAAAGAUUGAACAGCAAUUUAAUAUUGCAUGUUGUUCUUACAACUCGUCUCAUAUAGAACACGUUUAAGCAGUUUAGGAUGAUUAAUUUGUAGUACUUUACGUCUACAAGUGUAACGAAAAGACGCUUUAUAAUUGUCGAUGUUGAAAAUUUUUACAAUAGCACGGAUAAAAAGUUGUAGUUGUAAGAAAAAUUGUAGGCUUGACAAGCUGGACUGUAUAUUGAAGAUACAUACGUAUCGCUAGCAGUACAAUGAAAGCUCGUUUGAGAAAAAACAUACCUAGGAAUGAGUUUGACAGACACUUUUUUUGAAUAUUCAAUGGUUCCAUCAAAAAGUUGUCUGCAUUCCCCCAUUCGUGAUAUCUAAUUGAUCAGUCCUUUUUACAUAUCUCUAGUAAGUUUCGUAAGAAAAAUUCAAAUUUUGGAUACCUUACCAAAAUAUUACUACGAGGUUGAAGAAAAUAUCAGGGCUCAUUUUUAACUAAACGAUCUUUCAAUUGAACUAGGGAGAUACCUGUUUGCAAAUUAUGUGGAAUUAUAGAUAUUCCUAGAAAUUUAUGUCAUUUCGCAAAAAAUUUUGUGUGUUAUUUUUUUGUAUAAAAGGCAUUAGAAUCGAUAUACAUUAAUCAGUUUUGUCGUGUCAAGGAAACGUUUUCUACAUAGUAUUAACAUUAUUUGAGUGAAAAUUUUAUAGUACUUAUAGCAGUAACCUUAUACAAUAAAGAUGUUAGACCGGUGUGCAAUAAAAAGAACUGCUUUUAUUGUAACUAGAUUUUACAAUAUGUGUUGGGGUGAGGUUACACUUGUGUUGCUACCGUUAUAUGUCCAGACCUCAUGACGCAUUAUCUACUUCGAUAAACCCAUGUCAACGAAGGAAUACAAACUAGUGUCACAUACCCCAGUCUGCCACAAAUCCUAGUUCUAGCGUCUUUCCUUAUCAAAUAAUUUUGAUAUAACGUGCAUUUAAAUCAAAAUAAACUUAUCGAAGCAUGUAAGAGCGUUAUGACAUCUGUUUCUAUUAAUACCUGUUAGAUAUGGAGUUAGUUUAGCAAUUUGUUAGGUUCUAGAAAAGAUUAUACGUGAUGGUCGUCCACUUUUGUAUUUUUUCCAUUAAACCGAUUGAUGUUAUGAUUGUGGCUUCAGUUUCAAAGUUUAUAAUUGAUAGUGGUUCGUCAAUUUGUUUUGACUUUUCAGUCUAGUUCUAUAUGGUCGAAGUAAAAAAGCUGCUGCGAUGCUUUAGAUAUAUAAAGAGAAAAUCUACUAGAACUAAUUGUUCAGUAGUAUAUUUGUUCAUCGUUAAAAGACUCAAAUAAUGUUAGUCAUUAAAUACAGAUUGAAAAGUUAUGAAUUACAUAUUACACUCAUUUCAAUACAAAAAGGAAUCAGGACUUAGGUCAAAGCACAUAACAGAUUAAUGAGAUUUUUUAGCUAGAGUAUUCUGAUUUGUUAUUUUUUUUGUUUGUUCAGAAAACGAUUAGAAAAUGUAGAAGGGUUACAUAAACUCUUCUGUUAGAUUUUAAGGACAUAAUAUGUAAUUCUGCAUCUUGAUCUGUAAGUUGUUAAUAAGUACGAAUCUUAGACUACAGUUUAUACAUUUACGUGGCCAAUACCAUGUUAUUAAUGAGAGUUGAUGAUUAUCAUUGUUGCUUAUAAUUCAAUAUGGCAGGUUUGCAUCAUACGGCGAUGAGUUCUGCUAUCAAUACUUCUUUGUUGGCAAAUACCUUAACGGCCCACUACACCUUAUCAUAGAAUGAUACUAAAUUCGACACGUGACAUGAACGUAAUUUUGUUGGUAACGACAGGCUCUAAGCAUGAGAAGAGACGUUCUGACGGCGACUGACUGAAGCUGAGCACUGUAAUGUAAUGCUCACAUCGAGCUUUAGAUUACAAAGUUCCAGCGAAUGUUCACUUGGAAUGCUCGGCUCAAAAGUAAUUCACAUUUUUCUAUUGCAAGUCAGACCUAGAAGUAGCUAGUGCUACGUUCAUAUCAAUGGGCUAUUGCAACCUAAUAAAAAACGGAGACCGUGGUGGCAGACAAAUUCAUUUAGAGGAAGACAUUAAUGAGUAUCUUAAAAAAUCAAGAGCUGUUGCCACGCAUCAUGUUUCUCGAUUUGGUUAUAAUAUUCUGCAUGUUGCGGAUCCCAGCUAAUAAAAUAAGAAGACUGUAGAGACUGUGCUCACAGAUGAACUGUUCGCCACCUGUACUGACUUGUGAUGUAACCAUCGAGGGGAUUCGUCCAAAAACCGAAAGUUAAGUGGCGCACGAUUUGUAGACGUGAUGUAAUGUAACACAAAAAUUCGCUAGUCAAUCGCUAAAGCGAGCGCCGAACAGAGUCGCUCACGUCGAGCAUAUCCUACUCCACUUAACUGUCCUUUUUUGACGAAUCCCUCUGAUGGUUACAUUACAAGUCAGUACAGGCGGCGACCAGUUCGUCUGUGAGCACUGUCCCUGCAGAAUUUGAAGCGCUUUUUAGCCGAGCAUUCCAAGUGAACAUUCACUGGACUGAAAUCACGAACUUUGUAAUAUAACGCUCGGCUUCAGUCAGUCAUCUUGGUUCGAACGUGUUUGGGCGGCAGUGUCUCAAAGACAGUAAGUACAUGAAAGUCAGAAUGAAUGGAACGAUUCCUAGGAUAUCAUAUACGUUUCAUACGCGUAAACUCAUUGCAUACUAGUCUAGUAAGGUAAUUACCUAUAUGGUAUGGCAAAUAGAAUGAGUGAACCAUGACUGAAGGCAGUAAAACGACCGUUUGACGCAAACAUUUUCUUAAGUGAAAGCCUGAAUCUAAGGUAAAUUGAAAAUGUUGUGAUAUUAUUUUGCUGGAUGUCGUGCUUUAGUGUUAUUUUGAAUUUUGUAAGAGUAGCAAACAUGCGAUAAAAAAAAUAGCUUAUUUUAAAGUCUCGUUACCGACGCUACCAGUAUACCUAGUUAAAUAUGGAUGCGUGUAUUUAAACAAACGAGAUUAUUCAAAUUGAAAACUACAAUUAUGUAUUGACUAUGAUGAAAGCUGAGAAUACUAGGAUUCUGGCAACUAGACCGCGGUAUCAUUUUAGAGAGAAUAUAUUCUGUGGCGAAGGCUAUCCUAUUAUCUCCCUGGUUUUUAAAACCCAGAAAAUAAUUUAAGGAAAGCCUUAUCGAGAGAUGGAUAUGAUGGAUCUAACUGAAAACUGGAAGCAAAUAUAUUUGAUCAUGUAACAUGAAUUGUGUAGUUUCCUACUGUGAUUCAUCGAAAUAUUCUCCAAACUCACAUUCCUCAAAAUAUUUCGUUGGAUCUAACAUAAGUUGAUGUGAUGAAAGAUAUAAGAGAAUUUUCAAUUCAGAUUCUCUUAAAAUUCCAGAAGGUUUCUGGAAAAUGCAGGUAUUGCCGUUGAUCCGGCUAGGUAAAAAUAUAGGUACGUAUAGAAUGUUGGGAAAAGGUUACUGUUAAAUUAGCAUAACGAAAAAUAUUCUCCGGGGUUAAAGUCCUUUCAUCAUACUCUCUACACUUGUGUUUAUUAAAAACCUAAUCAGGGCCGUAGCCAAUGGGGGCUUUGGGAUUCAUAGUCCCUUGUACAUUUCGGAAUUCUUUAUGAGAUACUGAGAACUCAUAUUUAACAAUACAUAUGAAGCAUAUUAUAUACAUGUGAGGAAUAAUGUUUGUCCGUCUUUAGAAAAUCACGUGGCUACGCCCCUGACCUAAAUAAAGAACUAGUGCCUGAAUUAAACGUAUCGUUGUUUACAAGUACCUCUGAGAUUGUUUCAAAUGCAAAAAUAUUAAUUUUGCCUUAAAUCGAUAUAGCCACAUUGUUAUGUUUAGCGUAUUAGUGCACUGGCUAUAUUUGUAGGUAGAUAUAUUUUUUGAGGGAAAUCCAACAUAGCUUGUAGAUAACGGCAAUUUUAUAUACAGCGUGUGCAAGAUUCUCUGGUCUAUCUGACAAAUACCGAGCAAUCUAUAAUUGAAAUUAGUACAAUCUAUAGUAUCUUUUCUCAGUCAAACCAAUGAAAAUCAAAAGUGUUAACAAGUCAUUCCAAAUGUUGCUGCCACAAGUCGGUCAACGGUAGACAGUAGUUGAAAAAUAUUGUCAACCGGAGAAUCGUAUAUUCUGUCACUGCAUGAACUGUUAAUUUACAAGGUCAUGGAUUUAAGUGAAUAUUUUUGAAUAAAUAUGAAAUGCUUUGAUAGCUUGUAUUAAACAUCUAAUAAUAUGAAAUAGGUAAAGCUGAAUUUAUCAUAAAAGUGUCAGAAGUUAAAUGAUGAAAAAAAGUUAAAAUAAAACAAAAAAUGAUAGUCUUCUGAUGUACGGAAGACUUUUAACAUUUAUAGAUUUUGUGUUAUAGUCGUACAUUUCUCAAGUAUCUAGUAAACAUUUUUGGUCUUCAUUGAAUAGAACUGCUGGAAGACUCGCUCUUAAAACUUGGUAUUAGGAGAGAUGCAAUUUGAAAUGAAAUAUAAAAUAUUCUGUAUAGGUUAUCAAAUGAAAGUAAGGUCCUCGUUGCACGUUGCAAAGUUAAAUCCAUGGAUACGUGGAUAACUUGAUAAACUUGUGCGAUUUCAAAACCUCAACUUGCAGAGCUUAUCAAAAAACAUCGAUCACUCAAAUCUAUAAGAAAAAAGGAACAAAUUAUAAUUGCCAAUAUGUCAUCUACACUUAGCAAGUAAUUUGUAUACUGUUUUCUUAUUAUAUGUCGCGUUCGUAAAAACCUAGCAAAACUCCAGCAGCCACAAAUAUUAAUAUCACCAAGUUUGCGCGUAUAUCUCAAAACAAUUAAUGCAAGAUUUACUGUAAAUCACCUUGAGGUGUAUGUGUGAAUGCAGUGAUUUCAAUUUCAAUGGUAGCUUGAGUAGAGCUGUGUUCUGAUAAACGCGAUUAUUGAUACAUCUACGGCAAAUGCGAACCAACAAUAAUCUAGUUCCAAUUUCUUAUGAUUAUCCAUUUACCGUGAUCACUUGCAUUUGUCUUUUUAUGCCUGAAAAGAUUAUAAAACUGCUUGUUCCUGUAUAUUUGAGAUGAAAUGUGAAGUGAUACUCAUAUACAGAAUAGUUUAUUGAAAAGCACGAAACGUCAACGAGGAUAUUCGGUAUUCGAACGAAUACCAAAUAGGGAUACCGGCAAAUGCUAGCCAAAUAUCUAACUGCUCUUAAAGUAGAUUUGUAUAAAUUUAUGUAUAUUGAACAAGAACUGUUGUUACUACCGUAAUCUUGAAGAUAACUACAUGUUAUAAGUGUAAGACAAGUAUAAAUGUUGACAAAUAACUUAAAUGUGUAUAUAAUAUAUGUUAGCUGGUAUCUAUCUACAUCAAUUAUUGUAGACUUAUAGUACAGAAUAAAC
Messenger RNA from Acanthoscelides obtectus, 8979 nucleotides. The record is from the annotation of a GenBank genome assembly. Lineage: Eukaryota; Metazoa; Arthropoda; Insecta; Coleoptera; Chrysomelidae.